AUGAAUCUAUCUCCAACUCCAAGACGGUACGCUUCACGAUCAAAACCGAUGGGUUCUGAUAAUGCUUUUAUGUAUUCUGAUCCAAUAGAUGUAAGAAAUAGCGCCAAUAAUGAUCGCAUCAUACCAGAAGAGUAUAGGCUCAAUUCACAGAUGAUCAACCGAUUAAUCAAACAGAAUAAGGAAUUGAUUUUGAAGCUGGAUGGAAAGCAGGAAGAAAUUGAUAGGCUAAAUAUCUUGGUGGGGUCUUUGAGAGGAAAACUGAUCAAGUACACGGAGAUGAACAAGAAACUGGAAACAGAGAGUCGCGUUUCAAGCGGCACUACAACGACCGAGAAUGAACAGGACUACAUACAGGUACCCAAGAGACGAUCUGAACCUACCAAUAGAGAAGAAGUGAUACAUGAUGAUCGAAUCAAUGCGUUAAAUGAAAAAUUGGAUAAAUUGACUAAACUCGUCUUACAAAAUAACGUCCCCGCUUCUUCAUCACCUUUACAGUCUCCCACAGUGCUUCCAACGUCAUCGAGCAGGAGAACAGUAUUAAGCCCUUCGGAAGAAGAUAUUAUGUGUCGAGAGAGCCAGGAACUAAAGCAAAUGGAAGACCAAAUAGAUUCACUGAAACGGAAACUGCUUAUCAAGAGAGAAAACGAGCUCAGAAAAAUCUCUUUAAACCAAGAAUUACUAGAGCUAAUGGAUAAACUCAGCACACAAACCCCCCAGGAACGGGAGAGAGUCGCAAGCCGUGAUUUAUCUGUCAACUCACCCGAGUACUGCACCGAAUGCCACCACAAGGAAAAUCACAAGCAUCACCACAGCGUAAGGCACACACAACCCAGCGCGAUGGGCAAGAUUCCAACUCAGAACCCACUCGAGACUCCAACACCUAUGCCCAAGAAGGCAGGCAUAUCACAAGUCGAAGCCAACGAUACAAUAAAUCGCGUCUGGUGA
Messenger RNA from Torulaspora delbrueckii, 945 nucleotides. RefSeq names its product Spc42p (gene SPC42). The record is from RefSeq and is a predicted model, not a curated record. The transcript has a single exon. Bases 1 to 945 code for a protein of 314 amino acids. Lineage: Eukaryota; Fungi; Ascomycota; Saccharomycetes; Saccharomycetales; Saccharomycetaceae.